AUGGCCCAAAGCUGCAGCCAGAGCAGUUAUCCGUUGUGUGCCCCCGUUAUGAUCACUUUGGGAGACCAUACACUCAUGGAUCAGUCCCAGAUGGGCAUCACACAGAACGGUGGCUCCACGUCACCGGACCAUUCAGAUGACGGAACCAGCAGAACCAACCUGAUUGUCAACUAUCUGCCACAGACCAUGUCCCAGGAUGAGAUUCGUUCGCUGUUUGCCAGCAUUGGGGAGCUAGAGAGCUGCAAGUUGAUUCGUGACAAACCUACAGGUCAGAGCCUGGGUUAUGGUUUUGUGAACUAUAAACGUAUAGAGGAUGCUGAGAAAGCCAUUAACACUUUGAAUGGUCUCAGACUGCAGAAUAAAACCAUUAAGGUAUCAUAUGCAAGGCCCAGUAGCGAAAGUAUAAAGGGUGCUAACUUGUAUGUAAGUGGGCUGCCAAAGUCAAUGACACAGCAGGAUUUGGAGAAGUUGUUCUCUCACUGUGGGAAGAUUAUUACGUCUCGCAUUCUUUAUGACACACACACAGGUUUAUCCAAAGGGGUGGGAUUCAUUCGAUUUGACCAGAGGUGCGAGGCCGAACGUGCCAUUCAGAAAUUGAAUAACCACAUUCCUGAUGGUUGUUUGGAGCCCAUAACAGUGAAAUUUGCCAACUCUCCCAGCUCGAACAAAAAUCUGGCAACUAUGGCACCCCUGGCCCUGGCCACAUACUUGUCGCCCACUCAUCGUCGCUUUUUUGGACCAAUUCAUCAUGCAACAGCCUCAAGCCGCUUCAGGUACUCACCUUUGGAGGCUGGUCUGCUGCCCAGCACAAUACUACCAACAACACUCACAACAGCAGCAUCAGCGGCGGCAGCAGCGGCAGCAGCAGCAGCAUCCAGCAAUGCUGCAACCACCACAGCACUGAACGCUACAGGCUGGUGCAUCUUUGUCUACAACUUGGCUCCGGAUACAGAGGAUAGCGUUCUGUGGCAGCUCUUCGGACCGUUUGGAGCCGUGCAAAGCGUCAAAGUCAUCAGAGAUUUUACCACCCAAAAAUGCAAAGGCUUUGGAUUUGUUACAAUGACCAACUACGAAGAAGCGGUGAUUGCAAUACAGAAUCUCAACGGAUUUACCCUAGGAAACCGUGUUCUACAAGUAUCGUUCAAAGCCAAUGGGCGAAAACCAUAG
Molecule: messenger RNA, 1167 nt
Organism: Candidula unifasciata
Lineage: Eukaryota; Metazoa; Mollusca; Gastropoda; Stylommatophora; Geomitridae
Source: the annotation of a GenBank genome assembly